Messenger RNA from Penaeus monodon (black tiger shrimp), 2037 nucleotides. RefSeq names its product nephrin-like. The record is from RefSeq and is a predicted model, not a curated record. Gene Ontology annotation, molecular function: protein binding. NCBI's taxonomy places the organism in Eukaryota, Metazoa, Arthropoda, Malacostraca, Decapoda, Penaeidae.
AUGAUUUUAGUGUUUAAUGUUGUGUCUUAUAUCAGUGUAACAAUGGUACUAAUAUGCUCAGGAAGCUGUGUGAUACUCUCGACUGCCAUUAAAAUACACUACCUGGGUUUUGGAGCAAUAAAAUAUGCCCCACUAUGCGUGGAAGCGGCGUCGGUGGUGGGCGCGGGCGUGGGCGAGCGCACCAACGUCACCUGCCGCGUCGACGCCGACCCGCCGCUCGUCACCUUCAGCUGGACCUUCCGCAGCGACGCCAACCGCGUGCGGCCGCGCCAGAUCAACCCCAGCGAGUUCAGCACCGACGGCCUGAGCAGCACCCUCUUCUACCAGCCCUUGAGCCAGCGGGACUUCGGCGAGCUCUCCUGCCACGCCGAGAACACCCUGGGCUCCAUGAGGGAACCCUGCUCCUUCUCCCUCGUCACUGCAGGUCCCCCGGAGAAAGUCAUCAACUGCUCAGUGGCGAACGUGACAGUCCAGAGCGCGACCCUCACGUGCCUUCCUGGCUUCAACGGCGGCCUCCCUCAGCGCUUCAGGCAUGAGGUGUGGCUGGAGUCGACGGGCGAGGUAGCGUUCAACGCCACGCUGCCAGACGCCUCCUUCAGCACGUCCGGCCUCAGACCCGACCACCGCUACUUGGUGUCCGUCACGGCCGUCAACGCCCGCGGCGCUGCACGCCCACACCGGCUCCAGUUCCACACUCUUAAGCAAGUCACAGAGCACUUAAGUUUGCCGUCGCGGCCUGAGCCUCAGCCCCUUGUGUGGGUUCUCGGCUGGCCUGAUGAUGGGCCUAUGGUGGACCAAAGGGCGCCGCUCGUCCCACACGCUCAGAAAUACUGAAGACGACGUCACGAAACUGAAAAACCAGGAUCUCGCGGGUGACCUGCGAGGCCAGACUGACGGCCUCUGCAUGAACGGGGUGGUUCAGCACACGAUAUACGACGCCUCGGGACGAUACAAAGGCUUCGGUCAUCUGCAGCAAUGCGGCGCCUACCCGAGCUGCCACAUCGAUGCGACCUGCUCCGGUGGGGGCGUCCCCGCGUCGCGCUUUUCCUUCAACAAAAAGGGCGGCAGAGGGACGGCAGCAGGGAAGGAGGGAGCCGCCGAGGGAAAAGGAGGAAGAGGAAGUGACGCUGCAAGUCAUGUGGGGAAGAAAAACGGCACUGGCGAAGGCGGAGGCGCCGGCGAGGGAGGUGAAGGUGCGAAGAAGCCCGACGGCCGCUGGAGGAGAGUCAUCACCCAGCUGAGCAGCCCGCACGAAAGCAGGUUUUUUGACAUCUGCAGGCUGGCCGGCGGCAAACAUCUGCAGCAGAAUCAGCUUUCCGAAAGUGUUUUGUAAGGCAACUACGCGGCUCGGACUAGGGGGGCAUCCAAACAGUCAUAGAAGUGAGACUGAAGCUACUCAGUCGACAGUAGAACUCGUGUGGUAUAUUUGAAAUCAAAAUCGUCUUGUCCUAUACUUACUUUCUUGUUUCUUUUUCCGACUUACUUUUCUACAAUUUUAUUGUGAUGACCAGAAAAUGCGAUAUGAUGUGGUCACUUCAUUUGUGGAACUGACCCUCAUGAAAGACAAGAACGAAGCGCGUUCUGAAUGUAUAAUACAAAAGAUAUUGUCAUUUCCAUGCGGGGCUUCAGAUGGUCACUCUUGAGCACCCAGACCAAAAACUAGUUGCUGAAAUUUCCGGUUUUCCUCUUCCGCAGCAGAGUUCCUAUACAUUGUCUAGAUGUAUUUGUCUCACAAGGUCCUUAACAACUAAAUACGUCACUGUCAUUGUUUGUUCGAGUGUCGUUAUUUGUCUCAUUUCCCGUGACUUGACUCGGAUCUUCAAACUAAUUUCUUUGAUCUUCGCCAUUUCUGUAAGGUUUUCGUCGCAUUUUCUCCCACGGAGAAAACAUAUCACGAAAUAUUCUUAUCUUAAGCUUCGUCAAAGACUAUAUGGAUAAUUUUUCAAUCAAUUGAAUGUGAUAUUGUGCAAACGUGUUAUUAGAUCAGUUUUUGGAAGUGCAUAUGCUUGUGGAUGUAGACUAUUUUUCGAUGAUGAA